Messenger RNA from Effrenium voratum, 1808 nucleotides. NCBI's taxonomy places the organism in Eukaryota, Dinophyceae, Suessiales, Symbiodiniaceae. The record is from the annotation of a GenBank genome assembly.
UGAGCGCAGGAAGCAUGCGCUAAGAUUGAAAUGCGGUGGUAUGCAGACGCCCCAUAUUUGUUUUUGAAUUACCAGUCUUAGACGGAGGUUGUUUUGGUUCUGAUGAUUCAAAUGAAGCUUGUGGCGCUAUGCCUUGGACUAUCGGCAACAGGAGUAUGUGCGGCCAAGACGCACCAGCCGACAGCAUUCAAUCUUGUUGAGACGGCCAUCCAGGCUGAUCCAUCACAUUCGAUUGAUGAUGAGGUGGCGGAAGAAGAGAGGGAAGUUACAAGAUUAAAGGCAGAGGUCGUGAAAGCCAAGGAGCAAUUGCACGAAAUGAAAGCAGAAAUGAAACAGGCCAAAGAGGCGGCACUCAAGGCUGCAGCCGACGCGCAAUCAGUUGUGAAAAUACGCCAGCAUGCAGCUUCGGGGCAUCACAGCGUCCCGCGAUCUCCCACUACUGCAAAGACUGCCGCGAGAGGGGAGUCUGCCGAACAUGGUCCAGUUGCGAAUCCUGACUCGGCAGUGGCUUCCACGCCAAAGUCUUCUCAGUCACAGAGGACGAACAAUGCCACCAAAGCAAAUGCGACCCUCAAUGCCACAGACAAACAGCUCAACUCCUCAAGGGCGAAUGCGUCGCAAACUAGAAACGUUUCUGCUCCAUAUGGCUCGGCCAAGUGUCCGUGCAUUGGCUUCGACGGCCUGGAUGGAGAGACGCUUGCUCUGAUUGAUGGCAAGAUGGUCAAAUAUCCUGCAGACCUGGGAGGAAGCUGCACUGCUUGGGACGAAGUGAUGCACCCACAAUGCAAGAGCGCAGCUCAAGGAUGGUGUUCGCAACCCUGGUGUUACGUGGAUCCGCGCAAAUGUGAUGUGGGCGUACUCCCAACCAUGACCACAUAUUUACCCAGCGCACGUUAUAAGAACAUGCCGCUGUUCUAUUCCUACGCCACCUGUGGCAGCAAGUGGGGACGCGAGGAUCAGGUUGCCCAGAUGGGACACGGCGGUUGCAGGUGUGUGGGUUUGGACAACAUGCCAGGAAGCAUGGCACUCAACAUCUCUGGCAAGGACGUGCUUUACCCUGCUGAAUCUGGUGGUUCAUGUGGCGCAUGGGAUCUGACAAACCACCCGCAGUGCUCUGGGAAGAGCCAGCCAGAGUGGUGCAAAAGGAAAUGGUGCUUUGUGGAUCCUUGUUCAUGUUCUCUUGCACAACCCCCAAAGGUCACGACUUACCUGGACGGCACUAUGCGUGGAAAGACCAUUUACUACUCUUAUGAGACUUGUGGAAAUGAGGACACGUUCACAGCCACAAAUGAGCAGGCAGCAUGUAUCUUUGAGAAGGACAAGGCUUCUUGCAGCACAAAUUCAAAGUGCCUUUGGACAGGGGAGUCCUGCCUUGGCAAGGAGCUUGUUGACAAGGACGCAUGCUUGAGGACAGCUCCGCAGGAGGCACGUUGGAGACAGUCACAGGUGCAGCAAGUGGGGUGGACUUCCGUCCUGGUACAGACACUCUUUUCUUGGAUGGUGUUUUUUAGGGAAACCAAAAGGAAACCACCUUGGACAGUCCCAAGCCUCUGAGAGACCCACGCCAGGUCCCAGCUCCAGGACAGGAGAAGAAUAGCGCGAUGCGAGGAUCGCUUAUUGCACUGGUGGCCGUGCUUGCGAUGUAUGCCUGAGCCUGGCUAUCACAAGCCCCCAGGCAUUCGCAUGCGCUGACGGAAAACAUGGAUUGCUUGACAUGAGGAAGCUGUGGGACUCUUCAUGGCUGGACAAGCUUAUGUAGCGAGGUGACAGCAGCCAUAAAUCCGUCUUCCUCCAUGCCACUCCUCCCC